AUGGAGCUUCUCCUACAAUGCAUCUCUCCCUCCCCUCCUCUCCUCACCCCCAUCUCGCACUUAUCCCUCCGGCGAUCUAUUCGUUCCAAGUUCUGGAAUAAAGGCAACGCCUUGGCAGCGACGGCGAGGCGGAGCAUGGUAGUGAUGGCCGAUGCGCGGCCGGAGAAGGAAAAAUUAGCGCCGAAAGUGGAGAAAAACGAUAACUUGGAGCCGGAGGUGGAGAGACUGACGGCGGAGGAGUUGGAAAAGAUCGCGGAGGCGGUGAUGGAGGGUAAGGAUGAGGGGCGUACGCCGUUGGAUUACGAUCGGAGGGCCAGGAUCUUUUGCCAGAGUUCUCGAGUCUUUAGGGAUGUUAAUAAGGUUUCUAGCUUGAAGCCUUAA
Molecule: messenger RNA, 381 nt
Organism: Dendrobium catenatum
Lineage: Eukaryota; Viridiplantae; Streptophyta; Magnoliopsida; Asparagales; Orchidaceae
Exons: 1
Coding region: 1-381 (126 amino acids)
Source: RefSeq, a predicted model, not a curated record